Sardina pilchardus (European sardine) is the source of this 2676-nucleotide messenger RNA. Its product is annotated as zinc finger BED domain-containing protein 4. The transcript is spliced from 2 exons. Gene Ontology annotation, cellular component: nucleus. Gene Ontology annotation, biological process: regulation of transcription by RNA polymerase II. NCBI's taxonomy places the organism in Eukaryota, Metazoa, Chordata, Actinopteri, Clupeiformes, Clupeidae. Bases 340 to 2286 code for a protein of 648 amino acids. Gene Ontology annotation, molecular function: protein dimerization activity. The record is from RefSeq and is a predicted model, not a curated record.
GUACCGACAGGAGGGAUGGAUGUUUGCGAAUCUGACAUUUUGGAAUAACUAAUCGCACAUAUGGAGACGUUUGCAUUAUUUCUUGAUGCACAUCUCAUCCGAGUUACGGAAUGUAUUAAUUCAGUCCCAGGUUUGGGUGAUAUCUAGGGCACUGUAACGCAAGACAACAAACCAGUUGUCAUGUUUCUAUUGUUGCAUGAGUCUGCUAGCCAUUAUACGGCAUUUUGAUGUUGCUGUGUAUCUCGACACGAAGGUUUUGAUCAAGAGAGACAAGAACUAAUUUGCAUGAUAUUUCAUGAAGUUGGUUUUACCUUUAAUUGAAGGUGUAAAACUUCGUAGAUGGCGUCAAAUACAAGAGUGUCUAUUCUCGAUUACUUCAAUAUUGUAUUUGAGGGAGAAAAUGGGAAGAUCGAGUCUAACUGCAAGGCGUGCGGCACAAGGAUUCAAGCGAAGCGCACAGUUACAUCCAACUUCGUUACACACCUAAAGCGUAAACACCAGGCCAUGUAUGAUGAGUUUGUGAAGAAAAAAGAUGUGAAAAGAGAAGCCUACUCCUCGGGGGCUAUGCAGAACUUCACUGCCAACACAGGUGGGAGUUCUCGGGCCUCCUUUCAAAGCACAAGCACAAUGGCUAAAUUCGACCGCAGCGAUCCUCGCCAAGCCCUCAUAUCUGAAGCCAUAGCCAAGAUGAUCAUCCGGGACCUGCAGGCGGUGCAGAUUGUGGAGAACGAGGGCUUCCGGGAGCUUCUUCAGCUGCUGGAGCCGCGCUACACCCCCGAGCCAAGUCUCUACAUCCAGCAGCAGCUCCUCCCAGCGUACGCUUAUCAGGUGCAGCUGGCCACCAAGCAGGCCCUCACCGGGGCAGAGUCCUGCAGCGUGACCCUUGACCUCUGGAGAGGAGGCGCUGGAGCCGGCAUGAGUGGCUACCUGGGAGUGACCUGUCACUUCAUCACCACGGACUGGCAGAUCAAGUCGGCGCUGCUGGCCUGUUUGCGCCUCACGGGCCACCAUCUUCCCCAGCGAGUGCUUUCGGAGUUCGACGAGAUCUCCCACGCGCACGGCGUCGCCGGGAAGGUGUUUAGGGUGGUCGCCGACCCCUCGCCCUGCGAUACCAGGCCGCCGUUCCGACUCCCCGGGUUCAGCCUCCACUGUAACGGGGAGGAGGAGGAGGAAGAGGAAGACGACAGCAGUGAUGAGGAGACCGGCGGCAGUGACGGCAAAGACACGGUCGUGGCAGGCGAGGAGACGGACAACUCCCUCGGUCAGUGCCUGGGCCGCUGUCGGAUAGAUUGCUUCGCCCGCUCGCUCGGGCUGUGCGUGCGGGAGGGGCUCCGGUCAUCCACGCAGAUCUCCAUCGCCCUCACCAAAGCCGCCUGCUUUUACAACUACGUCAUAGCCACCGUCGCCCCUGAGAAACUGGGCCAGGUGUUUGGCUCUGGGGCGACCCCAGCGGGCACUGCACAAGCCCCGGUCGGCCCUGCUGACCGACACUGGAACGUCCAGCUCAAGACGGUGAGGCGCAUGCUGGAGUCGGUGGACUUCCUGGAGGACAUCAUCGACAGGCAGGACCUGGCCCUCAGCGCCCCUGAGAAGGCCCUCCUGCGGGAGCUGGUGGAGGUGCUGGAGCCCUUCGAGGAGGCCACCGACAUGGUGCAGCUGGACAAGCACGUGUCCAUCAGCCUGGCCCUGCCGUGCGUGCUGGGCCUGCGCAAGCACCUGUCGGAGACCACCGCGCGCCACUGCACGGGCGUCGUCGUGGGCCUGGCCCAAGCGCUCGACCGCAGGCUGGCCGGCAUCCUGGAGGACCCGCUCUACGUGACGGCCACCACCCUGGACCCCCAGUUCAAGCUCUCCUGGAGCAGUGACGUCGACUGGCACAAGCAGGUGCUGCUGGAGGAGAUGGCCAAGCACACCCAGGCGGCCGCAACCCCGGAGCCCGGCCCCGAGGCCCAGCCCUCCCCGUCCAAGCGCUGCAAGCUCUUCUCCUUCAUCAAGCAGAGGCCCACCACGCAGGCCAAGAGCGUGGAGCAAGAGCUGGCCGCCUACCUGCACGAGGAGCCCACGGACGAAGAGCCCCUGCACUACUGGAAGCGCAAGUCCAUCGACUUCCCCUUGCUGUCGCAAGUGGCCAAGAAGGUGUUCACCGUGCCUGCCACCACCACGUCCGUGGAGAGGAUAUUCAGCACCAUCGGCAAGACCCUAAGGCCAGAGCGAUGCAGGCUGCUACCAAAGAAUUUGGAGACUCUUAUUUAUUUGAAGGCAAACUACAGGAUACUUUGGACGUAAACUACGUAAAUGCUCUGCAGAGACUUUUUGUCCUCAGUCUCUAUUGUCUUUGAAAGCUUUACACAGCAUUGGGGGACAAAGUGAAUAAUUUUAUUUCAGUGGCGGGCAUAAUGCAAAAGUCCAAAUGCAGAUUGUGCCAGUGCAGUAACUGUAGGCCUAUGUCUGAUCCAAAGGAACACUAAAUUGUCUUUUUGUUAUGUAUGUUUAAUAUAUAAAUUUAUUUAUAUACAGUACUUAUACCUAUGCCAACUAAUUAAAGUAGUUUAGAAUGUAUUGUUGUAGCUGUGAACUAGUUACUGACAUUAAGCUUUGAGUUUAUUACUAAUUGCUUAUAUUUUUGUUGUUUCAGUGACUAUCUUUAAUAUUGUGACAUUGGAAUUAAUAAAUAAG